Molecule: messenger RNA, 378 nt
Organism: Guyanagaster necrorhizus
Lineage: Eukaryota; Fungi; Basidiomycota; Agaricomycetes; Agaricales; Physalacriaceae
Exons: 2
Coding region: 1-378 (125 amino acids)
Source: RefSeq, a predicted model, not a curated record
AUGGCUGGGGCCCAUAACCUGUUAUCUUUCUACGAGAUACUAAAUAAGUCCGGAUCACGAUCCAAGUCAGCUGCCGCUGACUGGCAUCGUAUCUUCGAGUACAUUCUCGUACUCGCUCGGGAUUGCUAUCCCAACAGGUGUGAACGGGUCAUUCAAAAAGAUAACGCGCCAUACUCUCCGGUGCAAAUACGGAACAAAUGGAUGAAACAAAUCCGGAGAAGACUGGAACUAGACUGCCUAAUGAUACGAAAGCGUUUUGGCAAGAAGGCUCUCCAGAAAGACCUAGUCUUAAGGACGUGGUCCGGUGUUAUCGAAAACGAGCAUCGGCUUCCUAAAGACUGGACAGAAAUAGACGGGGCCUUAGUGGGUAUGGAGUAA